Messenger RNA from Lolium perenne, 1657 nucleotides. NCBI's taxonomy places the organism in Eukaryota, Viridiplantae, Streptophyta, Magnoliopsida, Poales, Poaceae. The record is from RefSeq and is a predicted model, not a curated record.
UGUGCUCGUGUGGAUUUGGCAUCAUCACAAACAGCGAGCAUAUGGAAGCGAGCGCGGCUGACACCGUCCGGAUCGUGUCCCGGCGAAUGGUCCGGCCGUCGUAUGGCGCCACACCGAUGCCGCCGUCGGAGGACAUUCACCUCACGCCGUGGGACCUCUACGGCAUCAGGGAGACCUACAUCCAGAGAGGGAUCCUCCUGCCCAAGCCUCCCGCCGGCGCCGGGGAUGAGACCAGCCUGUUCAACAGCCUGGCUUCCUCCCUUGCGCGCGCCCUGGGCCGGUACUAACACUUCGCCGGCCGACUCGCCGUCGAAGAGCACGGCGACGGCACAGUCGCCAUCCUGCUGCGCUGCACAGGGGAAGGCGCCGAGCUCGUCCACGCGGUGGCGCCGGGCGUGGCCGUGGCAGACAUCGUCGGCUCGGUGUACACCCCGUCGUCGGUGGUCCGGGCGUUUUUCCCGUUGAACGGGCCGAACGUGGUGCGUGGCUUGGACGCGGCCAUGGACUCGUCGCUCCCCGUGGUGUGGGCGCAGAUCACCGAGCUCGCGGACGGCGUGUUCAUCGGCAUGUCCAUGAACCACACCGUCGGCGACGGCACCUCCUUCUGGGACUUGUUCAACGCGUGGUCGGCGAUCAGCCGAGGCGAGGAGCUCACGCGUGCGCCGGCGCCGGUGCACCGGAGGUGGUUCGUCGACACGAGCGCCGUGCCGAUCCCCCUACCUUUCGGCGCGCUGCAGCACGCCGUCCGGCGGUUCGAGCUCCCGCCGGUGCGAGAGGGCUUCUUCACCUUCUCCGACGCGAGCGUCCAGAAGCUCAAGGCGAGGGCGAACGACGAGAUGGCCGGCGUCGUGGUCGCAGCCAUCUCCUCGCUCCAGGCCCUGCUCGCUCACCUGUGGCGGGCGGUGUCCAGAGCCCGACGCCUCCCGCCGGAGCAGGAGGCGUCGUACGCCCUGCUCAUCGGCUGCCGGGGUCGCAUGGGCACCAUCCCGCCGGGCUACGUGGGAAACGCCAUAAUGCUCCGCGUGAUAAAGGGGUGCACCGUCGGCGAGAUCCUGGACAAGGGGCUGGGCUGGACGGCGUGGCAGCUGAACCGCGCCGUGGCGUCGUUCGACGAGGCGGCCACGCGGGAGUGGCUGGACCGCUGGGCCCGCGAGCCGACGUUCUUGCCCCCGGUGUCCUCCGACGGCGGCGGGGCGCGGAUGGUGGGGAGCUCGUCGCGGUUCGACGUGUUCGGGAACGACUUCGGGUGGGGGAAGCCGGUGGGCGUGCGGAGCGGCUACGGGGACAAGAGCGACGGCAAGGUGACCGUGUUCGAGGGGCCAGACCAGCAAAAGAGCAUGUCGCUGGAGGUGUCACUGGCGCCGCAGGUGCUGCAGAGGCUCGUCGCCGACCACGAGUUCAUGGACGCCGUCACCUCGCCGCCGGCGUGACUCCCAGAGUUUGUACUCGCCCCAUGUUCCGAGCUGGCAAGCACACUUUUUUUUUCGCAUCAUACGUGCGUCGCAUCAAAUUUGGGUCUUUCUACCAUAUGCACCUGAUGUGUAUGGAAAUAAUCGAAUCAUACACUUAGCUGAUGCGUGGAGUCUAAAACACAGAUGUUGGAUUAAGCACUUUGUGUCGAACAUAAUGAAAUCAUAAUUGAUAUCGCUUGCAAAAA